Molecule: messenger RNA, 300 nt
Organism: Mesocricetus auratus (golden hamster)
Lineage: Eukaryota; Metazoa; Chordata; Mammalia; Rodentia; Cricetidae
Product: secreted seminal-vesicle Ly-6 protein 1-like
Exons: 3
Coding region: 1-300 (99 amino acids)
Source: RefSeq, a predicted model, not a curated record
AUGGAAAAGCACUGCCUGCUGUUUCUGCUGAGCCUCGCCCUGUUGCUGGGCUUCCUACAAGCACUGUCAUGCUUCCAGUGUGAGCUCCUGAACUCGGAGGGCAUUUGCGAGAAAGGAGGAAGCACCUGCGAGACUGAAAGUGACCAGCAGUGUGCUCUGGUGGAGGUCUCUACAGGUCGGGAUAUGCUGUUUGGACAGCAGGAUUGUUCUUCCAGGUGUUUAAAUAAUACUUUCAUCCAUUAUAACAUUAAACUGGAUUUUUUAUGUUGCCAUGACAAAAAUCUGUGUAAUACGAUUUAG